CUCACCUUGAGCGAAUCGCCCCAGCCUUCCUCAGAAAGACCCCGCUAUCGACUUUCUGAUUUUGUGGGAGCUGCUCUUCCCUUUCCUUCUGCUAAAAUUUCUAGGGUUUCUCUUCUCCACUUCUCACUCCAUCUCUCCGAUAUUCUGCUGCUUCUGCUCAAUCUCUGAAUUUUAUUAGGGUUUUUUUUUUUCUUCCAUCUCUGCAAAUUUAUAGUUAUUUUCCUCUCUAUCAUUGCUUUUCUCUGCGGUCUUUGCUCCUUCUCCGCAAUUUUCUAAGGCUUUUCUUCAUUUCUGCGGAUCUCUAGGGUUGUUGCUGCCCCUCUUCGAUUUUCUAGUGUUUGUAGUCUCUGUUUCUGUUUCUUUUCAGCGAUUUGCGUAAUUUCUGCAAAUUUUUGGAUUUUGUCGCUCAAAUCCUGGAAAAUUUGUCCAACCGUGUUUGUUUUUUUUUUUGGAUUUUUCGCUGAGGUUUUUCUCCACUCCUGCAAAUUUCUAGGGUUUUCGCUCCAUCUCUGUUUUUUUUCUUUUAUAAGGUUAUGCUCCAUCUCUGAAAUUUUCCAUGCACAGUUAUUAGCACUCCAUUCUGCAAAAAUUGGGUUAUUGUGCUUUCUAUAUUCGUUUUUUCAUGAAGCCGAUCAUGAUGGGGGAGUGGCAGGAGCUUGCGCAGUCCGUAUUCAUAGGGCUCAUUUUCUCGUUCCUUGUCGCAAAGCUAAUCUCCAUGGUUAUCUCAUUCAGAGACGAGAACCUUAGAAUCGUACACGAAGACAAUCUUCCAGUUGAAUCCAUCGAACCUGAAUCAAAGUCAUCCAAUGUGGAAAGUAUAACCGAUUCUAAGCAGAUUGUCGCUGACUCUGGAAUCUCUAACAAAGGUAAAUCUAGUCUUAGAGACGCAGAUUCAGGCGUUGCUGAGAAGCAGAACAUGGUGGGUGAGGGCCGUUUGGGCGAGUACGAUGAGGACGAUGAGGAUGAUGACGAUGACUGGGAAGGGGUUGAGAGUACGGAGCUAGAUGAGGCCUUUAGUGCUGCCUCUGCUUUUGUGGCUACUGCUGCUGCUGAUCGUGAGAAAGUGUCUAACGAUGUACAGUUGCAGCUUUAUGGGUUUUAUAAGAUUGCCACUGAGGGCCCAUGCACUGUCUCACAGCCCUCUGCUCUCAAGUUCUCAGCUCGUGCCAAGUGGAAUGCCUGGCAGAGAUUGGGUGCUAUGCCUCCUGAAGAAGCUAUGCAGAAGUACAUCAUGAUUGUCAAUGAGCUAUAUCCUUCAUGGGCAGCUGGCCUUGCUAUUAAGAGCAAAGGAGGAGAUAGCGGGGAACCUGCUUCAGCUGCUAAAGGACCAGUUGGACCAGUUUUCAGCACCUUUGUUCAUGAGGAAGGCUCUGACAAUGAGUUGAAGAUGGAAGCUAUACAUGCCUCUGCAAGAGAAGGAGAGAUUGAUAACUUACUAAAAUAUAUAGAGGACGGCAUUUCAGUGAACUUGAAAGACAGUGAGGGAAGGACUCCAUUGCAUUGGGCUGUAGAUCGUGGCCACCAGAAUGUUGUGGAGUGGCUCGUUAGCAGAAAUGCGGAUGUGAAUGCUCAGGAUAAUGAUGGCCAAACUCCGCUGCAUUAUGCUGUUUUGUGCGAGAGAGAAGCCAUUGCUGAAUUCCUCAUUAAGCAAAAUGCUGACCGGGAUUUAAAGGACAAAGACGGUGAGUCCCCAUCCGAUAUCUGUGACUUGGCGGCCUGGAAGUGGAUGCGGCCCGAUAAUUGAUCACUCUCUUCUUUUCUCCUUUAGGAAUGAAAUCUUAUGAAGCCCACCCAUCACAUAUGUAUAUAUUUUAAAUUCCUCCAAUAGGCCCGCACUGCACCCAUUUACCCAUAUAGGCUUACCACAUCCCCAACUGAUAGCUGUGUUUUCUCUCUCCAUCCUAAGACCCCCAUCUCUAUCUAUGGAGAGGACACUAAAAGCAGCCGAGAAUUUUGAGGACUUAAAAGUUUAUUGGGGAAACCUCUUUUCAGCAGGCAGAUGUUUUCUUAAUUUAUUGUGCUGGCCUGCCACCGGUUUUUCUGUUGUGCAAUUUAGAUUUGUUGUUGUGUUGUGUCC
Molecule: messenger RNA, 2077 nt
Organism: Magnolia sinica
Lineage: Eukaryota; Viridiplantae; Streptophyta; Magnoliopsida; Magnoliales; Magnoliaceae
Product: acyl-CoA-binding domain-containing protein 1-like
Exons: 6
Coding region: 623-1744 (373 amino acids)
Molecular function (GO): fatty-acyl-CoA binding; protein binding
Source: RefSeq, a predicted model, not a curated record